This is a messenger RNA of Aspergillus oryzae RIB40, 513 nucleotides long. RefSeq lists its product as uncharacterized. The record is from RefSeq and is a predicted model, not a curated record. The transcript has 2 exons. Bases 1 to 513 code for a protein of 170 amino acids. Lineage: Eukaryota; Fungi; Ascomycota; Eurotiomycetes; Eurotiales; Aspergillaceae.
AUGACAGCUGUCGUCAUCACCAAAUCAUCAACGCCACCCAGUAUGGUUAUCACCAUGUCGAUGUUUUCGAAAGCUCAGGAGACCGUACAGAAAGCGGUGAGCUCCGCUACUGGUUCUAAUAAGCCGGAUCUCUCGAAAUGGAAUACGGAGGAGAUGCUGGAGACCACCGUUGACGAACACGGAAACCCCGUACCUGACGCCUCAUACACUGAUGGUGACAAGUUGUCGAGAGGAAUCCUCGGUCGAGACGAGGCGGACGCUUACGUAGCGGCGACUGGAACGUUUCACCACUCAACCAAAGAUGAUACUCUUAAGCCGGACUUCUCAAAAUGGAAUACGGAGGAGAUGCUGGAGACCACCCUUGACGAACACGGAAACCCAGUACCUAACGCCUCGUAUACUGAUUAUGAGAAGUUGUCGAGAGGAAGACUUGGUGAUGACGAGGCGGACGCUUACAUAGCGGCGACUAAAAACUUUCGCAAGCCAGCCAAAGAUUUUGUUGACUUCGAUUAG